Molecule: messenger RNA, 3324 nt
Organism: Leptopilina boulardi
Lineage: Eukaryota; Metazoa; Arthropoda; Insecta; Hymenoptera; Figitidae
Product: aminopeptidase Q-like
Exons: 12
Coding region: 94-2772 (892 amino acids)
Biological process (GO): proteolysis; peptide catabolic process
Cellular component (GO): cytoplasm
Molecular function (GO): zinc ion binding; metalloaminopeptidase activity; peptide binding
Source: RefSeq, a predicted model, not a curated record
UUAUUUAAUAGCUUCGUGCCUAAUGAAAAUCGUUUAGUCUAAUGAAGUUGUUCGGUAAUUAAUUAAUCAUUUUGUCAGUUUUAAAUUAUAAGAAUGAAAAAAUUAUUUUUUCCCUUGCUACUUUUUGUAACAACGAGUCAACAAUUUUUAUACAGAAAAAUUAGAAACACCCUACCAACAACUGAGAAUAAUUAUCGUUUACCAAAUAAUUCAAUUCCACAUCAUUAUAAAUUAAAUUUAAAUCCAAAUAUAAUUCCUGAUAAUUUCACAUUUAAUGGAGAAUUAGAGAUUUUGUUAGAAAUUGUUGUGGUAACAAAAAAUUUAACACUUCAUGCGUCGAAUUUAACAAUUCUUGAGGAAGAAACAAAUCUACUUGGAGAGAAAGAAAAAAUUUUACCAAAUAAACAUAUUAUUGAUGAAGAACGAGAUUUUUUAAUUUUAACAUUUUCCAAAGAAAUUCAACCCGGAAAUUAUAUUCUUCAAUUAAAAUUUUAUGGUGUCAUUAGUAGUAAUGAUGUUGGACUUUUUAAAAAUUCUUACAAAAAUGAAGAAAAUGAAACAGUAUAUUUAAUUUCUACACUUUUUCAACCGACAUAUGCACGCGAGGCAUUUCCUUGUUGGGACGAACCGGGUUUAAAGGCAACUUUUGAAAUUUCAUUAAAACAUUAUCCAAAUUACACGGCUUUAUCUAAUAUGCCAGUGAAAAAAAUUGUAAAUGACAAUAUCGAUAGAGAUGGAAAAAUAUGGACAAAUUUUGAAACAACACCAAUGAUGUCAACUUAUUUAGUGGCAUUUUUAAUAACUGACGAUUUGAAAAAUUAUACAAAUUCAGUAGGAAAUUUUUCCGUAUGGUCUAGAGAAAAUCCUUUAAAAACAAUGAAAAUUGUCUUUGAAACUGGACAAGAGGCAAUUAAGAUUUUUGAAAAUUAUACAAAUAUUCCUUAUGCAUUUCCAAAACAGGAUCACAUAACAAUUCCAAGUGUUUCUGAAGCUAUUGAAAAUUGGGGCCUAAUCACUUACAGAGAAGAAGUAGUUUUUCAAAAAAAUAAUUUUUCAACAGAAAAAACAAUGGGGGCAAUUUUAAUUACAAUUCACGAAAUUUGUCACCAAUGGUUUGGAAAUUUGGUUACUCCCAAAUGGUGGAAACAUCUUUGGCUUAGUGAAGGAUUUUGUCAAUAUAUGCAAUGGAUUGUUGCUAGUCAGACAAUGCAUGAGCCAAGACUGUUAGAAAUUUUCAUAGCUACAAAUAAAUACGAGGGAUUUGAUUUUGAGAGGAAUUCUUCCGUUUUAGCUUUAACUCCAGAAUUAAAAUCUCGAGAUGAAAUACUUAGAACUUUCGAAACUCUCACAUACUGCAAAGGUGCAUCAAUUGUUCACAUGAUUCGCGGUAUUCUAUCGGAAGAAGUAUUCGAUGCUGGUAUUAGGAAAUAUUUACAAAAACAUCAAUUUAAAACAGUUAACACAGACGAUCUUUGGAUGUCAUUAAGUGAAGCUAUGAUUGAAGCUAAUGUUCCCUACAGUGGAAUGGAUAUUAAAAAAAUUAUGGAUCCUUAUUUAAAACAAAAAGGAUAUCCUACAAUAAACGUCAUUAGAAAUUACAAUACUGGUAAAGUAAAAAUAACCCAAGAAUGUAUUGUUUGUGAAAAAUUUUACAAUCAAACAAAUUCAAAAUGGUGGAUUCCCAUAAAUUUUGUUACAAAUUCAUCGUUACAAUUUACUACAACGUUACCAACACAUUGGUUGAGUCCCGAAGAUGAGGAAUUAAUUAUCGAUGGAAUCGAUUCGAACGAUUGGAUAAUUGUUAAUGUAGAAAAUACUGGAUACUAUCGAGUGAACUACGACAAAACAAAUUGGAACAAAAUUGGAAAUUACUUAAAUUCGAAGAAUUAUUCAAAAAUUCAUGUUUUGAAUCGAUUGCAAAUUAUUGACGAUGCUGCUUAUUUUCUUCAGAAUAAAAAAUUAUCUCAUAAUGAUUUUCUCGAUAUUCUUUCGUAUUUACAACGAGAAGAAGAUUAUAUACCAUGGAUCGCGGGUUUUCGAAUUUUAAACAAUUUUCAAAAUUAUCAGGAUAAUUUUCUUCUAGAAUUAUCAAUGCAGAUGUAUGCUAAAAUAUUGUUGAUCAAUAAUCUUCUAGAUCGUGUUGGUCUUGAGGAAAGUAUAAAUGAUGAUCUUUUCACUCGUUUACUACGCAAAGAUGCAUUAAAAUUAUCAUGCGAUUAUGAAAUGGAAUCCUGUCAAAAUAAAGCCAAUGAAUGUGUGUCAAAAAUUUUGGAAAAUUCCAAUCCUGAAUUAGUUCCACCAAAUGAAAAAGAUUGGAUAAUUUGUGCUGGUUUAAAAAAAUCUAAUGAAACAAUUUGGAAUUUAAUGUUGGAUAUUUAUAAGAGAACCAAAGAUGAAAAUGUACUUGAAAGUUUGAGUUGUCGUGACGAUGAGAAAACUUUAACAAAAUAUUUAAAAUUAAUCACAGAAGAUGAUAAUAAUUUAAUUUUGGGAAGUAAAAUUUUGGAUAUAUUACAUUUUGCAUCGAAAACUAAUGUUGAUUUGACAUUAAAAUUCAUUAAUACAAAUCGUCAAGAAAUUAAAGAAAAAUUAAACAAUGAAUAUUCAAUGUCUAGUGUUUAUGAAAAAAUUAUCAUUAGCUCCAGAGGAUUGAAGAAUUUAAAAAAAAUUAAAAAUUUCAUAGAAAAGAAUGAAGAUCAACAAACAAUUGAAGGAAUGAAACCUCUUAUCACUAUGAAAGAAGAAGAGAUAGAAAUUAACAAAAUUUUAUAAAUUUUUUUAAAAGUUACUAAAUAAAUAAAUUAAUUAAUUACAAAAAAAAAUAUUGAAACAUAAUUUUUUCAAUAGAAUUCUUUGGAUCUCUUGAAUUAAAGUGAAUUAAAUGAAAUAGGAAUUUCAAUUUUAAAAAAAAACCCCGACAGAUGUAUCGUGAUUUUUAGAUUUUUCACAAAAUCUGUACUAUUCUUCUUCAUUAUAAAAAUCGAAAAUUUUUACAUUGGAAAGUAACGAUCCUAUAUGCAAGUUACUAAAGUUCUUAUUGCAAAAUUGAAAGUGAAGUUUGUUAUCAUAUUUUCCCUAGCUUACCAACAGUCCGUUAUUUAAAUGUUUAAAUUUUCAAAAUUUUACCACCUAAUCUUUAUAACUUAACAAUUAAAUAUUAUUAUUAUAAUUAUUGUUAUUAUUAUUAUUAUUAUUAUUAUUAUUACUAUUAUUAUCAUUAUUAAUAUUAUUAUUAUUGUUACUAAUUUUCUUAUUCAAAAUAAUUUUCUAGCAAAAUAAAAAAUUUGUCGACCAUAUUUUGUAAUAGAUAUAAAAUUUUCCAAA